This is a messenger RNA of Teleopsis dalmanni, 1469 nucleotides long. RefSeq lists its product as uncharacterized. Gene Ontology annotation, molecular function: amyloid-beta binding. The transcript is spliced from 3 exons. The record is from RefSeq and is a predicted model, not a curated record. Gene Ontology annotation, cellular component: Golgi apparatus; extracellular exosome; plasma membrane. The coding region runs from base 335 to 1309 and encodes 324 amino acids. Gene Ontology annotation, biological process: negative regulation of amyloid precursor protein biosynthetic process. NCBI's taxonomy places the organism in Eukaryota, Metazoa, Arthropoda, Insecta, Diptera, Diopsidae.
UAGGAAUUAAAAAAAAAAAAAAAGAAAUGUUUUCAAUCACACCAUUGAAUGUUUGAAAGAGGUUACGUGGAUGGUUUGCCUAAAAUCCAGAACUGAUAUAGCAAUUGUGUUUCUUUAUUUGUGUACAUUAUUUAAUUUUAUUUCGUGUGAAAGAGCGAACGACGGAGUUUCUUCGAGGAAAAUCUCGGGGAAGUAAAUUUUGAUAAUAAAAGAAAAAUCAAUUUUGUAUACAAGAUUGUCGUGUAUAUUUUGCUGAUAUUGUUGUGAAAUUGAGUAGUACUCUUAAAUAUAAAUUAUUGCACAAUAAAAGACAAGAUUAAAAGACAAUUUCAACAUGACAAUUUUAACUAAACCAUCAGUGAAUGAAAAAUCUGAAAAGGUUCCGCUACCUUUUGGAUUAGGCGGUGGACAGGAUGAAGUGGCUAUGCUGCAGAGCAGUAAACUAGGACGUGGAUCGUUACUACAACAACAAAAUUACAGCUCCGAUGUUGAUAAUGAGUCAAUGGUCUUCAAUCGUUCUCCGCAAUUAUCCUGCGUGAAAACAAUUUUAUUAUUCCUUAUUUCGAUGAUUGUUAUGAUGAUGGGUAUUUUGGGUGGCUACACUUUGUAUCGUGCAUAUGCUCCAUCUCACUCCAGCAAACAUUUACUUGCAUCCUGUGAGGUUCCUUACUUUGUAGAUGAUAACAAUACAUUCCCACGUUUCUAUACACAGUCCGAUGAUUUUGAUCUGAACUGGCGUAGCUUGUUCCCACGUAUUACUGCAGAAGAACUAUUGGGCGAUAUAUCUGAUAAUCACUUCUUCCGUGAAAACAUAGAAUUUGAUAUGUCAGAUGACGAGAGCAUUGCAAAAGUCGAUGUGCCAGAUUUCAAGGAUGGUCGCCGUGGACGUUUUAUGCAUGAUUUUAAAGAGAAUCAAUCAGCAAUUAUAGAUACUACGGCUAAUCGUUGCUUUAUAAUGCCAUUGGAUCAUAACACAACUUUACCUCCAAAAAGCUUCCUGGAUUUGAUGCAAAAGAUGGGCACUGGGUACUACAAUGUCGACACUGAACGCGUACGCCGAACUAUGCGCGUGGUUACCCCACCAAUUACAGAUUUAUCACUGAUAUCAGAACGCAUUGCAAAUGAAUGUUUCGACAUGAAAAUUUAUAUGUUGGAGAAUUAUGUGUCCGGAGUCUUCAAACGGGAAAUCAAACCCAUAACUGAUGCUGGAAAGUUUGCCCAGUUCUUUGGAAAGGGUAUUGUCGAAUUUGAUCUUCUAAACAUAAAGGACAUUGAGGAGUACGAAAAUGAUCAUCAAAAAUUGAAGUAAAUUUUACUAAAGCUUUUGUCUGUUAUUAAAAACAUGUGUGCUUCACAGCAUUUCUUUGUAGUUUGUAGACAUCUAUGGUUAAUUGAAAGUAACUUUUUUUAACCAAUCGUAAUUUAAAUUUAAAUUGGAAAUUAUUGUGUUAUGUAGUAAAAUUUUCAAU